This is a messenger RNA of Marmota flaviventris (yellow-bellied marmot), 690 nucleotides long. The record is from RefSeq and is a predicted model, not a curated record. Lineage: Eukaryota; Metazoa; Chordata; Mammalia; Rodentia; Sciuridae.
CACCAAAAAAAAAAGAAGGAAGACAAUGUCCAGAUCAAAGAGUUAAAUACAGACACAGGCAAUAUAACCGUGUGUAAAUGAAAGAUCAAGGAUUCGUGUCCAAGGACUCUGAAGCAGAAAUUCCUGAACUCCAAAUACAACCUGCAACAAAGAGGAAAAAACAGGAAAGAGAAGUGUCCAGCUUACCUGGAGUCAGAAUAGGAACGAAGAAGAGAAGUAGUUCUGAAGACGGAGACGUCCUAGCUCCCGAAUCAAAAGUAAAGAAAAGGGCUCACAAAGACCACAUUAAAGAAGAAGCUACUGAAGUUUCCAAAGUAAACAGAGAUUUAGAAUUCUCUGCAGAAGAAGAAAAGGAUCCUGGCAAUAUGAAUGACAGCUCACUACUGAAAACAAGAAGGAAGCAUGUCAUGACCCUCAUCCUCCUGGGGGUAUCUGGCACAUAUAAGGGGAUUGUGGUGGGCUGUACAAUGAUGACAUCCCAACGAAUUACACUCUCCACUCUUCUACCCUGCUCUGGAAUUGCUAGGCAUCUCAGCAUUGAUAAUGAGGGAGGGAUGCAGAGCUCUUCGGUCUUCUCUGAGGCAUCAAGAGAAGCCCAUUAAAGGAGGAAAAGCCACACACUCUCAUUGUUGAUAGUUAUGCCAUGAAUCUGGCUGCUAUUGUACCAAGAGCUGCUUCCAUGUUUCACUU